AUGGUGUCUCUCUCACCCUUUGUUUUAUUGUCAUCGUCUUUUUCAUGUUCGGGAUCUGGUUCCAAGAAACGCUCAAGAAUCAAGUCAAGAUUUCCAUCGAGGAUUGUAGGACGAACCUCAUAUACGAUAUACCGUGCAGAAAAUACUUCUCGUGAACAACUUCUUAUUCCUUCAGAGCAUAAUAUCGUCGAACCUAUUCAAAGUCAUCAAGGACCGCGUCGAUGCUCAUUUGGCCAAAUUCGGCACUUGUCGAAUCACUCGAAAGGCACAAAGACUGAGGCAAAUAUUCUAAAUAAGGAAUUUGGAAGCCUACUCCCUCAACGGAAAGAACACUACCAGAGAAAAAAAAUUCGGGUAACAAUGGCGUCAAAAUUUCCACCUUCUGCUGACGGACCGUACAACGUCUUUGGAGAAUCUUUUGAAUCGGCAACAAAAAACAUACAGGGCGAACGACGCAGAUCAUAUGGCAUUGGAGGAGCGGGGAAUAUUCGCAAACCAUCCGAGGUGAUUUAUACUCCACGAGAGAGACGUAGAUCUGGUGCCUUCAGUAGUCCCUCGAUUUCUCCAUCCAUCUCUCCCGCUACGAAGAAAGAAAACUUCUUGUCAUGGCUUGGAAUCGGAAUCGGCAAAAAAGAUGAGAAAUAG
Messenger RNA from Botrytis porri, 645 nucleotides. RefSeq lists its product as uncharacterized. Bases 1 to 645 code for a protein of 214 amino acids. The record is from RefSeq and is a predicted model, not a curated record. The transcript is spliced from 3 exons. Lineage: Eukaryota; Fungi; Ascomycota; Leotiomycetes; Helotiales; Sclerotiniaceae.